Messenger RNA from Mercurialis annua (annual mercury), 2157 nucleotides. RefSeq lists its product as uncharacterized. The transcript is spliced from 7 exons. The coding region runs from base 162 to 1811 and encodes 549 amino acids. The record is from RefSeq and is a predicted model, not a curated record. Lineage: Eukaryota; Viridiplantae; Streptophyta; Magnoliopsida; Malpighiales; Euphorbiaceae. Gene Ontology annotation, molecular function: protein binding.
AAUAAUAAAUUGGGAAAGAAAUAAAGAGCCGCUUCUGAGUUCUCCGUUAAUCGCCAAAUAUAAAACGUUUCAAAGGGCAUCUUCAUUCGUCGGCGGCCGCCGAGAAAUAUCCAUGUAUACGACAACGUUUUGAACUCGCUGAAUGCAGUAAGAGAAAAGCGAUGAGCGGGAAUCAUCCGAUUCUGAAAAAACCCAAAAUAGAGCACGAAAACGACGCCGCACAAAUGGCGGAAGAUAAAAAAGAUGAACAAGGAAGAGAAAGAGAGGUAGGCACGAGCAUACAAGAACAAGAAGAGGCUUUAAUUGCUCUGAUCGAACACCGUUCUCGCGAAGUUGAUCAUCUCAAGAAACGUAUUUCUUAUUAUCAAUCUCAGCUUGAAGAAACAGAGAAGAAGUUGCAGGUUUCAGAAUCUCAAUUUGCUCGGCUACGUGCACAAAGGAUUGUGUCACCAUCUAAGGCUUCACAGGCAAGUGGGACUAAAAGUGUGAAGGUGAUCCCACCUAUCCAUGUUGAUGAAGGUUCUUCUAGGAGCCAGCCUCAGAACAAAACUCAACUUCUAAUUCCUGCAAUAAAUCCAAAAGCAUUCCAACCCAAAUUAUCAUCAGGGUCUGGUGCAAGAGCUUCUUCUGUUUCCAAUUCUCGGUCAAGUCCUUCCAGGCUUACUAAUUCAGUUACAAAAUCUAAAGAGGAAAAAGUUCACAGAAGGUCUCCUGAUGCUGAAGUCGAGGAUAGGGGAAUAAAAAGGAAGCUCGAACAGAAAGAACAUAAGGAGUUGAUUCCCUUGAUACGCAGUAGGUCUUCUCCUUGCACUAUCGACUGCUAUUCAAGCAAUCACAUCUCUAGUCAGCACAAGAGAAAGUUAAGAAGUCUUGUUCUCUGUCCUGUAAAUGAUCAGCUUUUUGCCACCAGUGCUUUGGAUGGAAUCAUCAACUUAUGGCAAAUUCAGUCACGAGGAUCAACUGCCUCUCUUCUCAGUGGUACUGAUUGCUUAUCUGCAAAGGAAAGGCGAUGGCCAGAAGACAUAGCUUGGCAUCCACUUGGAAACAGCUUAGUUUCUGUUUACAGUGCUGAUAAUGGGGAUUCUCAGAUAUCAAUUCUAAAUUUGAACAAAACACAAGGGAGAUCCCGAAUCACUUUCAUAGAGGAGAAGCCACAUGUGAAAGGCAUUAUUAACAGCAUAUCAUUCAUGCCCUGGGAAAAUGCCAGCUUUGCCACCGGUGGCAGUGAUCAUGCAGUUGUAAUUUGGAGUGAGAAAGAUGAUGAAUUCUCGUGGAAGCCAAAGGUAUUGCACAGGAAUCUCCAUUCUUCUGCAGUUAUGGGAGUUGUUGGGUUGCAACACAAACACAUUGUGCUAUCGGCUGGUGCAGACCGGAGAAUUAUAGGUUUUGAUGUUGAAUCAGGGAGAGCAGACUUCAAGCAUCAAUUAGACAAUAAAUGCAUGAGUGUUGUUCCAAAUCCAUGUGAUUUCAAUUUAUUCAUGGUUCAAACAGGGAUACCGAAGAAGCAGCUAAGAUUGUUUGACAUUAGACUUAGGCAGACAGAACUUCAUUGUUUCGGGUUUAAACAAGAAAGCAGUGACUCUCAGUCAGCUUUGAUCAAUCAGGCUUGGUCUCCAGAUGGUUUAUAUGUCACAUCUGGUUCGGUAGACCCAGUGAUUCACAUCUUUGACAUCAGGUACAAUUCCGACAAGCCAUCUCAAUCUGUGAGAGCUCAUAGCAAGCGAGUUUUCAAAGCAGUCUGGCACAGCUCUUUUCCCCUUCUCAUUUCGGUGUCUUCUGAUCUGCACAUUGGGUUGCACAAGAUUAAGUAAAGUUUAUCAGCUUGUUGGUAUCGUAAGUCUUACAUUUUUGCUCAUUUUCAUUUUGAUUCUCCUCGUUUUGAUUUGAAGGGAGAGCUCUAUAACUUUGAUUUUUUAAGAGGAAGAGCUUAUCCGAGUUCAAGGUCUUCAUCCAUAUUUAGCGCCGAAUGAUCAUUGAUCAUCAUCGCAAGGGAAUGGUGGGUGAUUUCACAAAAUUUUGCCAUUGUAAUGAAGUAAAAACGAUGAAGGAGUUUCUGAGAAUUAGCAAAUUGUUGUGAAUUAGUUGUUAGAUGACAAUAGAACAAACAAUUAUCAUUGGGGAAGAAAGAAACUAUAAUCAAAGGUUAAUUUAGUGUUU